AUGGUUAUGAGAAAGACCAAGAAUUAUAAUCAGAAAUACAAGGUUUCCCACAUUUCUAGAGCAGUGACGGGGCCCUGCAUGGUUUAUGCAGUGAAGGGGCAAAGAGGCUUGCUAAAAGUGGUUUGCCUGAAAGGGUUUAUUCCUCUGGAUAUUUCUAUAGCAUCUGUCUACCUGAAGGCCAAGAUGAGCACGCCACCAACGCUCCUACAGCUGGCAAGAAGAAGUCUGCUAAAAGAUGAAGCCUUGGCCAUCUCUGCUCUGAAAGACCUGCCCAUGGAACUCUUCCCACCACUAUUCAAAGAUGCCUUCAGUGGAAAACAAACAAACAUCUUGAGGGCGAUGGUGGCAGCCUGGCCCUUCCCAUGCCUUCCUGUGGGAGCCCUGAUGAAGAGUCCCCACCUGGAGACAUGGAAGGCUGUGCUGGGUGGCCUGGAUUUGCUGAUUAACCAGAAGGAUCAGCCUAGUCGGAAACUAAAAGUGCUUGAUUUGCGGGAUGCCCAACAUAACUUCUGGAAUGUGUGGGCUGGAAUAGAGGAUGGUGUCUGCUCUCCAGAUGUCAUUACUGAGACCCAACCGGUAGUGCAUCCUCCCAUACGACAGGGGAAACAAGUCGUGACUGUGUUGAUGAACCUUUCUCUCAAAUCCAGCCGUCUUUGUAAAUACCUAAGGUAUUUCUAUUGGUGGGCCAAGCAGAGAAAAGAUGUGGUUCAGGUGAUCUGUCAAAAGCUGGAGUUUUGGGCCCUGCCUGUCUAUAACCCCCUAGAGCUGCUGGAGGUAUUUGAGCCAAGCUCUAUACAGGAAUUGGAAGUGAAUGAAUGCUGGGACCUGGGAACCCUUGCAAUGAUAGCCCCUGGCCUGGGCCAGAUGACAGACCCAAAACUCGUUAUCAAUGAAAUAUACACACCUUUGGAGUGGCUUGGGAACCAAGAGAUGAAAGAAUGGUGUUUUACAGAGAUCAUUUCCCAGUUCUCCCAACUCAACAUGCUCCAGCAUCUCUAUUUGAAUGAUGUCUUCUUCCUGAAUGAACGACUUGACCAAGUGCUCAGGUGCUUGAAGAAUCCCUUAGAGACCCUUGCAAUCACUAGCUGCAUGCUAUCAGAAUCAGACAUGAGUUAUCUGUCCCAGUGUCCAAGCAUCCGUCAGCUCAAACAUCUGGACCUGAGUGGUGUCACCUUUAAUUUAAGUCAUUCACUUCUACGAAGACUGCUGGAAAGACUGACAGCUCCACUGCAGACUUUAGAACUGAAGGGCUGUAUGUUGAUGGACUUCCAAAUCAGUGUCCUCCUGCCUGCCCUGAGCCAGUGCUCCCAGCUCACUGAAGUCAAUUUGAUGAAGAACUUCCUGUCUGUGUGCAGCCGUAAGAAGCUGCUGCAGCACACUGCCAACCUGACACAUCUGACCCGGGAGAUGUACCCUGCCCCCAGUGAGGUCUAUGAUGACAAUGGUGAUGUCAUGCCGGACAGAUUUGCCCAACAUUGUUCUGAGCUUAUGGAAACACUCUGUGCUAUAAGACAGCCGAAAGAGAUCUACUUUGAUAUUGACUCCAAAAAGCCAGUCACAAUGGGAGACCGAGCCCCACCAACACUCCAGCAGCUUGCAAUAGAAGGGCUACUGAGGGAGGAGGCCUUGACCAUUUCUGCUCUGGAAGUGAUGCCCUGGAUGCUGUUCCCAGCAAUGUUUGAGGUGGCCUUCAAGAAGAGACAGACAAACGUGCUGAGAGCCAUGGUCCCUAUAUGGCCAUUCCUAUACCUUCCUGUAGGAGCCCUGAUAAAGACCCCCCACCUGGAAACUUUGCAGGCUCUGCUUGGUGGACUAGAUGCCUUUAUAACACAGAUGGCUUGCCCCAGAAAGGGGAAAGUCAGAGUGCUGGAUUUGACAACUACAGACACUCACUUCUGGAGCAUAUGGGCUGGAACCUAUGAAGGAGACUGCUCUCAACAGGUCGUGAGACUUGAGCAGCCCAUGGAGACAUGCCAUGACUCGGGGAUGAAGAACAAUUUGAAGGUGGUAACUGACCUCCAACUUGUGGACAAUGACACCAAAGAAUAUGCCACUCAUAUGGUGCAGUGGUCCCAGCAGAGAAAAGGUUCCAUUCAUCUAUGCUGUCUGAAGCUUCAGAUUUGGGAAUCAUGCAUCUCCAACGUCAUAGAGAUCUUAAAAUCUGUAGAUCUCCACUGUAUGCGGGAGCUGCACCUGCGUGAUUUGUGGAUAGACGACAUGGCUGCUUUUGGACCUUACCUGGGGCAAAUGAGAAACCUUCACACUCUAGUCAUAGAGGGCAUCACCAAUACCUUCAGGAUGGAUGAAUCCCAAGGGCUGGAAGAGGAGUGGAUAAGCACAUUGCUCUCUCAGUUCCCCAAAUUCCAUGGCCUUCAGCAUCUCUAUAUAAAUGAUAUCUACCUUCUAGUUGGCUGCAUGAGAGAGUGGCUCAGUAUUUUCUAG
Molecule: messenger RNA, 2442 nt
Organism: Peromyscus eremicus (cactus mouse)
Lineage: Eukaryota; Metazoa; Chordata; Mammalia; Rodentia; Cricetidae
Product: PRAME family member 20-like
Cellular component (GO): cytoplasm
Source: RefSeq, a predicted model, not a curated record